Molecule: messenger RNA, 2370 nt
Organism: Moneuplotes crassus
Lineage: Eukaryota; Ciliophora; Spirotrichea; Euplotida; Euplotidae
Source: the annotation of a GenBank genome assembly
UGAAAAUGUCACGCCUACCGCAAGGCUUAGUCAGAAGUAACGUUCAAAAUAUAGAAGAUAGGUCAGAUGCCUUCGAAAUCGGGGAGCCAAUCCAGAUGGUCGACUCUAACCUUCUUGGCGAUAGUGCCUUCUUCGAUUCUGAAGUUGAAGACUUAGUGGAUCGCAACCACUCUAUUCAAAACCUCAUGGAAGAUUAUAAGAAGGUAAAGAAGCUGAAAUAAACUGGAAAGUUCCAUUAAAAUCCCUCAUUCAUAUACUCAGGAUUUUGAAGACCAAAUUAUGGAAAUCAUCAAUACAGAAGUCACUGAGAAGAGAAGGCAAGAGGAGGCUAGAAAGAAGAGACAGGAAGAAAUAAAAUUCAAUGAGCUUAAAGAUCAAGCUAAACCUCCUCAGCACAAUAAUGCUGACCCUUCAAAUGAAGCAGAGGGUGAAGGAAAAGGCGAUGUCUCUCUCGAUGAAAGCCAAUCUUAUUACAACUCGGAGACCAAGACUCGCAGAUAUGAUAGUCGAAUGAAGGAAGUUGACAUAAACCCCCGUAUUUUUGCCAUGAAGCAAUGUAUCGAUGAAGGAGAUGUUGGAAAAUAUGAAGAUAUCUUUAAGAACAAGUUUAUAGACCAUGCUCUCAUCCAGCCCAAGGCCAGCGAAGAACUGAAGAGGUCUUCCAGAAUGGAAAACUCUUCAGAAGGCUACACCUCUGUUGAGCAAGAGUUCUGGGAGGACUAUGACCGCAGCAAAAUUGAGAAAAAUAGGCAGUUACAAAGAGACCUCAAGGAUCCGAUAAAAUUGUUAGAGAAAUUAGAAAAUUACGGACUUGAAAACUUGAAAAACAUUGCUAUGAGCGAGAAAGAGGUCCUGCUCAAUAACAUUGAGAAUUUACUCAAAGAAGGCCUGACUCCAUUGGAACGAUUCAAGGAAGAGCUCCUAAAGCACUGUUCUCUCCCUUCCUCAGCUGUUAUUCAAUCGGAUAAAAAGUUUUUCUUAAAACAUGUUGAGAAAAUAAGACAUGCUCAUAAACAAGAUACCAAGAAUAUCUUGAAGAAAGCUGAGAUCACAGCCAAGAGGCUACUCGAGAAGAUGAGCACCAGAGUCAUGGAAGCUCUUAAGAAAGAGAUUGAUGGGAUCCUGUAUGAAUACAGCCGGAUCAAGUCACAACUUGUAGAAGCAGAACACCAACUAGAAAAGUACGUAACUAUCCAGAAAGAUCAAGAAAUGUUCCUGAUCGAUGUCCAGCUUCAGACUGUUAUCGAGAGCGGCUUGAACACUAAGAGAGGAACUCGAGAGAUGAAGGAGUUAGUCAGAAAGCGACAGAUCUUAUUUGACAGGCUCUUUAAAGAUUCACCUAAUUAUUAUAAAUAAGCAUGCUGAUCCUAAGAGGCACACUUCCAAAAUAAUCAUGGAGUUGCAGAAGCCAGAGCUAGAGUCUCUAAGGAAGGAUCAAGAAGAGGCUCUGGAUGAAUUCAACAGUAAUUUUAUGAGCAAAUUCAAGUUUUUCAAUCUGCAGCAAACGAGGAAGGCAGGGCAAGCUACCACAAUUCUAUAUUACAAAACCAUGAUUGCACAAUUGAACAAGAAGAUCGAGGAGAGAGACCAUGAAGUGGAGAGCUGCCUCUCCAUGAACAGUUAUUACCAGGACCAAGUCAAGGUAGUCCAAGAGCAAUGACUUGAGCUCUCAGCCGAAAUCAAUAGACUCAAGGACCUGCUUUCCAGGAACAAACAGGAUCAUAAAUAAACAAAUGAGGAAUAUAAAGGAGAAGUUCAUAGCUGAUAAAUAAGAAAGAAGAUGCCAAAAAAUCUAAUUGGAUCGCCAUUGCCUCUGAGGAGCUCAAGGUCCGGGACACUAUCCAGAAUAUGUUUCUCGCUCGUGAACAACAAGCUAUUGCAGAAAUCAAGACUCUGAAGGAUGUCAUUAAAAUUCCAAGAGCACAUUUUAAAAAUUUGGAGAGGAUAAAUUAUAGCAAUAUAGUAUCACAGAAGAAACAGAUUGAGAAGAAUUCUCUCAAAAUAGCUAGGAAGAACCUAGCUAAAGGGAGGUACAAGCCUUCCCAUCUCAAGAACCACUCUGUAGAUAUUCCCAACCUCCUUGGAGGUGUGAAGAACAUCAACUUGCCUUGAGUCGAUAGGUCAAGAAGGUUUGGUCUGAAGAAGCAGAGUGUUACCUCCAACAAGAACCGUAUGCUUUCUCACGAAGCUAGCAACACUGAGACUCCGAGAGGAAUCUCUACCAAUCCUAGUCAAGGCUUGCUUCUAGAGUAUAGUCGAAACAAUGAGAGGAGAUUCAUUUCUCCCAACCCUAGAACGUUAGCGAACAGUAUUUACAUCAACGAUAGCCAGACAACGUUAUUUUCUAAUCUAGGGUAAUUCAAUCAUGGA